Penaeus vannamei (Pacific white shrimp) is the source of this 171-nucleotide messenger RNA. NCBI's taxonomy places the organism in Eukaryota, Metazoa, Arthropoda, Malacostraca, Decapoda, Penaeidae. The record is from RefSeq and is a predicted model, not a curated record.
GCUGGGAUCAGAAAUACAGACAACGUAAGAGUGGCUGACAUCACAGAUCGGGAACUCCAUCGUCAAGCAAGGACAAUCCUUGUUGAAAUGGGACUUUUUCCAAGUGAGUUAUCCUUGAGAACUUGUGUACUGUGUCUGGUAUAUUAUGAUUUACUGGAAUAUUUUCAGUAA